This is a messenger RNA of Peromyscus eremicus (cactus mouse), 4338 nucleotides long. RefSeq names its product activating transcription factor 7 interacting protein (gene Atf7ip). Gene Ontology annotation, molecular function: transcription coregulator activity; protein binding. Gene Ontology annotation, cellular component: nucleus; transcription regulator complex. The record is from RefSeq and is a predicted model, not a curated record. NCBI's taxonomy places the organism in Eukaryota, Metazoa, Chordata, Mammalia, Rodentia, Cricetidae. The transcript has 15 exons. The coding region runs from base 160 to 3939 and encodes 1259 amino acids. Gene Ontology annotation, biological process: regulation of DNA-templated transcription.
GGCGCGUGCAGGGGAGAAGCGGGUUUGUUUUUGAAUCUGCGGAGGCGGCGGAGUGGAGCGCACGGCUGAGGCGGCAGCGUCCGGGACGGCUGUGCGGGACGGCUGUGUAGGAAGGAACUCGGGUCCCUGUCCCUCACCUCCCGCCCCUGAAGAUUCAAAAUGGACAGUAUAGAAGAACCUCAGAAGAAAGUCUUCAAGGCUCGAAAAACAAUGAGAGUGAGUGAUCGUCAGCAGCUCGAAGCAGUGUACAAAGUCAAAGAAGAGCUGCUGAAAACCGACGUGAAGCUUUUGAACGGGAACCAUGAAAACGGAGAUUUGGGGCCCACUUCACCUUUGGAAAGUGCAGAGUGUAGUCCAGAGAGAGAAGAAGUGAAUGGUAUCGAAGGGGUUUGUUCUGAGUCUGAAGAAAGUAAACCAGAAGUGAAAGAAACACCUUGUGUUCCCAGUGUUAGUGUGAAAAGCGAGCAAGAGGAGGAUUCAAGUAGUGAGUCUUUGUCUCCUAGUGCAACUUCUGGGUUUCCUUCUACACUAACCACUGAACCAGCCUCUGGUAGCCCAGCCUCUGGAGACCUGACUGCAGGAGAGCUGCCUGCUGGAGUACCAGCCACUGGUGACUCUCCCUGUGAGGAGUCCCCCUCGAGUGAUCCCUCCUCCCGUGACCCCACCUCUGCAGAUACUGCUUCUGAAGAACCUGCCUCUGAUGAUCCUGCCUCUGGUGGUUCCAUCUCUGGUGAACCACUGUCCGGUGAACCACUGUCCGGUGAACCACUGUCUGGUGAACCAGCUUCAGAUGAACCAGCUUCAGAUGAACCAGUUGCUGGUGCAGUGGCAUCUUGUGAACUGGCCUCUGGGGAAGCCUCUUGUGAUGAUUGUGCUCCUUCUGGUGAUUUGCCUUCCGAUGACCUGCCUUCUCGUGACGAAUCCUCUGGUGGUCCUGCCUGUAGCAGACUGGCUCCCGGUGAGCUGGCUCCCGGUGAGCUGACUGCGGAAUCAGCCGCUGAUACUUUUAAACCAAGUGCUGUGCCAGUUUGUGAGCCGAUUCCUGAAACUGACAAGACAGAGCAGAGUAGCAAUAACAAUGAUGAUGGUUCAGAAAAAAAUGAAGACAAUGAAAACUUAGACCAAAUUCAAAGUAAAGACUCAUUUGAUGAGGAAGAUACAAUGAACAGUAAUGUUGGUGAGAAGGAAGAAACUCUAGAAACACAUAGUGCAAUUAUUUGUUCUGAUCUACCUCCAGAAAACACGAAGAAGGUAGAGGAAGAGCCCAUUGCUGAGCUUGCUCUUGGAGAAGAGGCCAUCUCCAGCAGUAUGGAAGUUGACCAAAGUGAAAAAGAUGAUCGGGAAAGUCCUGCAGAAGUUGUAGAAGUUGUCAGUGAAAAUGCUACAGAAGACAAGAAGGACACUGCCUUAGACAACACAGACUCUAUGGAAACAGAUGAGAUCAUUCCUAUUCUGGAAAAACUUGCGCCCGCUGAGGAUGAACUCACAUGCUUUUCAAAAACUUCUCUCCUUCCAGUUGAGACAAGUCAAGAUUUGGAAGAGAAAAUGGAGGGUUCUUUUGGCUCACCAUCAAAACAAGAAAGUAGUGAGAAUUUGCCAAAAGAAGCAUUUUUGGUCCUCUCUGAUGAAGAGGAUAUUUCAUGUGAAAAAGAGGAGUCCGAGUCUGAAGUUAUAUCACAAAAUAAGCCGAGCUCUCCAGAAGUGGGAAGGAGUGACAAGGACAGCAAAGCUGAGGAAGAGGAGCGAGCGCCCGAUGGGGAGCGGCCACCUGUGAGAAGUGAGGUUUCCAGACGGAAACGUUCUAAAUCAGAAGACAUGGACAGUGUGCAGUCCAAGCGUCGGCGCUACAUGGAAGAAGAAUACGAGGCAGAGUUCCAGGUCAAGAUUACAGCCAAAGGAGACAUUAACCAGAAGCUUCAAAAGGUCAUACAGUGGUUACUAGAAGAAAAAUUGUGUGCUCUACAGUGUGCUGUGUUUGAUAAGACUUUGGCAGAAUUGAAAACACGAGUGGAAAAGAUAGAAUGCAACAAAAGGCAUAAAGCAGUUCUUACUGAGCUACAGGCCAAGAUAGCCAGAUUAACCAAACGUUUUGGAGCAGCCAAAGACGAUCUUAAGAAAAGACAAGAAAGCCCUCCAAACCCACCUAUAUCACCAGGAAAGCCUGCCAGUGAUGUCAGCAGCAAUAACAAUGUGACCUACAGAAAUGCAGGCACAGUGCGACAGAUGCUGGAGUCCAAAAGAAAUGUUAGCGAGGGUCCACCACCACCCUUUCAAACUCCUGUGAAUACAGUGUCUUCAGCCAGUCUCGUCACUCCUCCAGCGAUUGUCAGUAGUCAGCCUAAACUGCAGACGUCAGCCACCUCAGGUUCUCUGCCGGCAGCGUCUCUUCUUCCUGCUCCCAGCACAGCCACAGUAGUUGCCACUACUCAGGUGCCUAGUGGAAACCCUCAGCCUACAAUCUCGCUGCAGCCCUUGCCAGUGAUUCUGCAUGUUCCUGUUGCCGUAAGCUCUCAGCCUCAGCUCCUACAAAGCCAUCCAGGGACUAUAAUGACGAAUCAACCAUCUGGCAGCGUUGAAUUCCUAUCCGUGCAAAGCCCACCAACAGUGAGUGGACUAACCAAAAACCCAGUACCCUUGCCACCCAUGCCAAACCCCACCAAACCAAACACUCCGUCAGUGCCCAGUCCUGGUGUUCAGAGGAACUCUUCCACCACUGCUGCACCCUUGGGGACCACCCUUGCUGUACAGGCUGUUCCGACUGCACACUCUAUUGUGCAAGCCACAAGGACUUCUUUACCCACAGUGGGCCCAUCAGGACUCUAUAGCUCAUCAAACAAUCGAGGCCCAAUACAGAUGAAAAUCCCAAUAUCUGCUUUUAGCACUUCAUCUUCUGCAGAACAAAAUAGCUCUGCCACCCCAAGAAGUGAAAACCAGACAAACAAAACAGUAGAUUCUUCUGUUAAUAAGAAAGUGGCAGAUAGCACAUCACAGAGUGGGAAAGCUUCUGGCAAUGAUUCAAGUGGUGUCAUUGACCUCACAAUGGAUGACGAAGAGAGUGGAACUACACAAGAUCCCAAAAGACUAAAUCAUCCUGCGCCAACUCUGAGCACUUCGCAGCCCAUGUCUCGACCGUUGCAGCCCAUUCAGCCGGCACCACCUGCUCAGCCAUCUGGGGUGCCAACAAGUGGGCCAUCUCAGACAACUAUCCACUUACUGCCUACAGCUCCAACCACCGUGAAUGUAACACAUCGUCCAGUAACUCAGGUGACCACAAGACUCCCUGUACCAAGAGCUCCUGCAAACCACCAGGUGGUUUAUACAACUGUCCAAGCACCACCAGCUCAGACUCCCCUACGAGGAACUGUUAUGCAGGCCCCUGCUGUCCGCCAGGUCAAUCCUCAAAAUAGUGUUACAGUUCGAGUGCCUCAGACAACCACAUAUGUUGUAAACAACGGCCUAACCCUGGGAUCAGCAGGGCCUCAGCUCACGGUGCAUCAUCGGCCACCACAAGUGCAUACCGAGCCCCCACGUCCUAUGCAUCCAGCACCCUUACCGGAAGCCCCACAGCCACAGCGUCUGCCCCCGGAAGCUGCCAGCACUUCUCUGCCUCAGAAACCACACUUGAAGUUAGCACGAGUUCAGAGUCAGAAUGGCAUUGUGCUGUCGUGGAGUGUCCUGGAAGUGGAUCGAAGUUGUGCCACUGUCGACAGCUACCAUCUCUAUGCUUACCACGAGGAACCCAGUGCCACUGUGCCCUCUCAGUGGAAAAAGAUCGGCGAGGUCAAAGCCCUUCCUUUGCCCAUGGCUUGCACCCUCACCCAGUUUGUGUCUGGCAGCAAGUACUACUUUGCAGUGCGCGCCAAGGACAUUUACGGCCGCUUUGGGCCUUUCUGUGACCCUCAGUCCACGGACGUGAUCUCUUCCUCCCAGAACAGCUAGACCUUGGAGCCUUUAGCUUCCUCUUUUCAAAGUUCCACAUUUUGGGCUUGUUUUUAAUCUUGUGCAUGAAAUUCAAUGUAAAAUCCACCUUGUGCAGGAUCUCUUGGACAGAUGAGUGUACACACUACGUUUGUUUAUAACUAAAGUAUAAUAAAUUCAGCCCAUAAAGCAAGUCUUCCCCUGAACAAGUUAAGCUUCAGGGGUUUGAAAUGUAAAUUGGUCUUUGCUUUAGUUAUGAGGCUGGGGAAUUUGUAUGGGUGUUUGUGUGUGUCGUCUUUGUUUCUUUUUUUUGUUUUAACUUUUAAAUUUCUAGUUGUGUGUUUAUCACAGUGCAAUCUCCCAUUUUCACUCUCAAUUUACCUCUCUUCUAGUAGGAAGUAAAUAGAUGAAAGACUCUGA